Molecule: messenger RNA, 738 nt
Organism: Saccoglossus kowalevskii
Lineage: Eukaryota; Metazoa; Hemichordata; Enteropneusta; Harrimaniidae
Product: potassium voltage-gated channel subfamily D member 1-like
Source: RefSeq, a predicted model, not a curated record
AUGACUACCGAACAACGCAUUUCAAACGAUCUGAUCAACCUCAAUGUCGGAGGAAAAAUAUACACCACAUCUCGCUCAACAUUGACUCGAUAUCCAGACUCGAUGCUUGGCGCAAUGUUUGGCGGAGAUUUCCCAACUAGGUCCGACAGUAACGGCAAUAUUGUCAUUGACCGAGACGGGGAGCUGUUCCGGUACGUUCUCAAUUUUCUGAGGAAUGGGAAUCUGCGUUUGCCUGAUUCCUUCCGCGAAGUGGAACUGUUGGAGGACGAAGCAGAUUUUUAUCAAAUCAAACAUUUCAUACAUGCUCUACGUGAUUGGAAACUCAAGAAAGGGGGACAGAAGCAGGACAUAUCCGAGUAUGUGGAAGUGGAAGAUAGUCACGGCGUCGUGAGAGUCACUGCACCGGCCAAAUUAUGGAGAUCUGUGCCUAUGUUACGAAAUGAAGUGAACAAGACCCAGAAGUAUCGAAUGCGUGUCUGGGACUACCACACCGCCCUCUAUCACUGUUCGUCAACAGGGAACCUGCCCGAUGUCAACGAUCUUGGAAGAUUGAAACUAUUCAAGCAGCUCAGUUUCGAAGGUUACGAUUUGCUUUCUAUGACAUCAAGCAGGACUGACGCCGUGCCCGGAACAGAUCAAGUACACAGAUGGAUGUUUCGUCGCAAUGUCGAGCAUCGCAAUAUUGAAGUAAUAGCGAUCGACGAAUCCGCCUUGGUGUUGGGCCAACAACCAAACUAA